Messenger RNA from Otolemur garnettii (small-eared galago), 927 nucleotides. RefSeq names its product Fc fragment of IgE receptor II (gene FCER2). The transcript is spliced from 10 exons. The record is from RefSeq and is a predicted model, not a curated record. Lineage: Eukaryota; Metazoa; Chordata; Mammalia; Primates; Galagidae. Gene Ontology annotation, molecular function: signaling receptor activity. The coding region runs from base 1 to 927 and encodes 308 amino acids.
AUGGAGGAGAACCUUUAUUCAGGGUUCUCAGAGCUGCCCAGAAAGCGGUGCUGCGGGUGGAGAACACAGCUCCUGCUGGUGGGGCUGGUGACUGCCAGCCUCUGGGCUGCACUGCUGUCCCUACUUCUCCUGUGGCACUGGGACACCCUGCAAAAUUUGAAACAGCUGGAAGAGACAGCUGCCCAGAACGUCUCUCAAAUUUCCAAGGACUUGCAAAGAUACCAGCAUAUCAAGAUGGACCAGAAAUCCCAGGCUGCUCAGAUAUUGCAGAACAUGGAGGAACUCCAAGCUGAACAGAAGAGAAUGAAAUCUCAGGACUCUGAGCUGUCCUGGAACCUGGAUGGACUCCUAGCAGAUCUGAACAACCUCAAAUCCCAAGGUUUAAACCAGAGGCGAGAAGCCUCAGACAUGCUGGAAAGACUCAAGGAGGAGGUGGCAAGACUGCGGAUAGAGCUGAAGUUGUCCCAGGGCACCACGUGCAAGAUGUGCCCCAAGAUGUGGGUCUACUUCCAGCAGAAGUGCUACUACUUCGGGGAGGGUGCCAAGAAGUGGCUCCAUGCGCAGUACGCCUGUGAGGCCAUGGGAGGGCGCCUUGUCAGCAUCCACAGCCGGGAGGAGCAGGACUUCCUGAUCAAACGUGCUGACUGGAAGGGCUCCUGGAUUGGCCUCCAGGACCUGGACAGGGAGGGGCAGUUUACCUGGAUGGAUGGGAGCCCUGUGAGCUACAGCAACUGGUACCCUGGAGAACCCAACAACCAGGACCAGGGUGAGAACUGCGUUAUGAUGAGGGGCUCGGGCCAGUGGAAUGAUGCUGCCUGCCAGAGCAGGCUGGAUGCCUGGGUGUGUGAACAACUGGCCACAUGCGGACUGCCUGCCACCUUGGUCCCUGUAGAGCCCCUAGGAACUGCUCCAAGCCCUGAACCUUGA